Orussus abietinus is the source of this 3577-nucleotide messenger RNA. RefSeq names its product DNA-directed RNA polymerase III subunit RPC2 (gene RpIII128). The coding region runs from base 173 to 3577 and encodes 1134 amino acids. Lineage: Eukaryota; Metazoa; Arthropoda; Insecta; Hymenoptera; Orussidae. The transcript has 18 exons. The record is from RefSeq and is a predicted model, not a curated record. Gene Ontology annotation, cellular component: RNA polymerase III complex. Gene Ontology annotation, molecular function: DNA binding; DNA-directed RNA polymerase activity; ribonucleoside binding. Gene Ontology annotation, biological process: DNA-templated transcription.
GUGACAAUGACACGGUUACUUAACUCGUACUUCGUAUCUCUAGUUUUCGGUUAACUGGCAUGUAUCGUUUUAUUUCUGAUGUCCGCUUUAUGCUAUGUGCGAUUUAAAUUUUCCCGGCAAGAUGGCGGUCUGGUCACGUGAUCACCGAUAGAAAUAAUAACUAAGUUUAAACAUGGGGGAGAUGAAAGUGAACGAUUUAGAGGAUUUCAAGGCUGACCAAAAGUACCGUAAAGUGGUAAAAUAUAUACAAAAUAAAUGGAAGCUCGUCCCAGCAUUUCUGAAAGGCAGAGGACUUGUCAAGCAACACAUCGACUCGUUUAAUUAUUUCAUCAACGUUGAGAUUAAAAAAAUUGUUAAAGCCAACGAGAAAGUGAUUAGCGACGCAGAUCCAUUAUUUUAUGUGAAGUAUUUAAAUGUGUACAUUGGUUCUCCGGAUGUUGAGGAAAGUUUCAAUGUAACUCGUUCCACCACACCGCACGAAUGUCGCUUAAGAGAUUUAAAUUAUUCUGCUCCGAUUACAGUAGACAUAGAAUAUACUAGGGGUCAUCAACGUAUUAUUAGAAAUAACUUAUUAAUCGGAAGGAUGCCGAUAAUGCUUAGAAGUUCUAAUUGUGUUUUGACUGGAAAAUCGCAUUUCGAGCUGGCAAAGAUGAACGAAUGCCCACACGAUCCAGGUGGUUACUUUGUUGUAAAUGGUCAAGAGAAAGUAAUUCUCAUUCAAGAACAGUUGUUGAGAAAUAGAGUUAUUUUGGAAGAUGACAGUAAGGGAUGUAUCAUCGCUUCCUGUAACAGUUCAACGCAUGAACGAAAGACUAAAACUAACGUAGUAGGUAGAGCUGGGAAAUAUUACCUGAGGCAUAAUAUCUUCCAAGAUGAUAUUCCAAUAACUCUACUAUUUAAAGCCAUGGGUAUUGUAAGCGAUCAAGAAAUAAUGCAGCUCAUCGGAACCGAAGAGGAAUUUAUGAAAAAAUUCUUACCUACGUUAGAAGAAUGUCAUGUAUUGUGCGUUUUUACUCAAAAUCAAGCAUUAAGGUACCUAAGUAACAAACGGAAACAAAAAAGAUUUACAGUAGCCAAGUCAAGUGUUAUCGACGAAAUGAAGGACACUCUAGCUUCCAACAUUUUGUCACACGUUCCAGUUGUUGACUGUAAUUUCAAAAUGAAAGCCACUUACAUCGCACUAAUGAUCAGAAGAGUCAUGCAAGUCCAGCGUGAUGGAAAAUUGGUGGACGAUAGGGAUUACUAUGGGAACAAACGACUGGAAUUAGCUGGAUCUCUUCUUUCGCUGAUGUUCGAAGACUUAUUCAAAAGAUUUAACUGGGAGUUGAAGCAGAUUGCAGAUAAGAAUAUACCAAAGAUAAAGGCAGCUCAAUUUGAUAUCGUUAAACACAUGAGGCAAGAUCAAAUCACCAAUGGAUUAGCAUUCGCCAUAUCAUCUGGUAAUUGGACGAUAAAACGGUUUAAAAUGGAACGUCAUGCCGUAACUCAAGUUCUUUCCAGGCUGUCGUUCAUCUCUGCUCUUGGUAUGAUGACUCGAGUCAAUUCUCAGUUUGAGAAAACUAGAAAAGUUUCCGGUCCCAGGUCUUUGCAACCUUCACAAUGGGGAAUGCUGUGCCCCAGUGAUACUCCGGAAGGAGAGGGUUGCGGACUGGUUAAAAACUUGGCUCUUAUGACACAUAUUACAACGGAGGUGGAGGAAGAGCCCAUUAUUAGGUUAGCGUUCAACCUUGGAGUGGAAAAUGUCAAUAUCCUCGGAGGAGAAGAAAUUAAUAAGAAAGACGUUUAUAUAGUAUUUCUAAACGGCAACAUUUUAGGAAUUGUUAAGAAUUAUGUGAGGCUAAUCAACGUUUUUCGGAUGUUACGUAGAAAAGGACUUAUGAGUGGAUUUGUCUCUAUUUAUCCACAACAUCAGCAUAGAUGCGUUCAAAUUAGUUCUGAUGGUGGAAGGCUGUGCCGUCCUUACAUUAUUGUGAAAAAAGGAGAACCCCUAGUUCAAGCCGAACACAUUAAACUGUUGGAACAAGGUGUUAGAACCUUUGAAGAUUUUCUACAAGAUGGAAUGAUCGAGUACUUGGAUGUAAACGAAGAAAACGACAGUUUCAUAGCAUUCAACGAGUCACAUAUUACUUGGAAGACGACGCACUUGGAGAUCGAGCCAUUCACCCUGCUCGGAGUGUGUGCUGGUCUGGUACCGUAUCCUCACCAUAACCAAAGUCCUCGAAACACGUAUCAGUGUGCCAUGGGAAAACAGGCUAUGGGAACGAUUGGAUAUAAUCAGAGAAAUCGUAUCGACACUUUAAUGUACAACUUGGUGUAUCCACAAGCACCGAUGGUGAAGUCGAGGACCAUCGAACUCAUAAAUUUUGACAAACUACCAGCUGGUCAAAAUGCAAUCGUUGCAGUCAUGUCGUACAGUGGUUACGAUAUCGAAGAUGCACUUAUCCUGAACAAGGCUUCGAUCGAUAGAGGUUACGGCAGGUGUCUAGUGUAUCGAAAUGCCAAAUGUAUACUGAAGAGAUAUGCAAAUCAAACCUAUGAUAGAAUAAUGGGUCCUUUGAUCGAUUCUACCAACAAGAAGCCUGUCUGGAAGCACGAUAUUAUCGACAGCGAUGGAAUCGCAUCCCCUGGAGAAAUGGUUGAAAAUAGGAAGGUGAUGGUUAAUAAAUCCAUGCCAGCAGCAACUAUCAGCCCGGUAAACCCAGGUAAUGUGCAAGCUCAGACCGAGUAUCGAGAAGUCCCGGUUGUAUUUAAAGGUCCUGUACCGGCUUACGUUGAGAAAGUCAUGAUAUCAAGUAAUGCCGAGGAUGCGUUUUUAAUAAAGCUUUUGCUGCGUCAGACUAGAAGGCCAGAAAUUGGAGACAAAUUUAGUAGCCGGCAUGGUCAGAAAGGAGUGACAGGCCUAAUAGUUGAGCAAGAAGACAUGCCUUUCAAUGAUUCGGGUAUUUGUCCAGACAUGAUCAUGAAUCCUCAUGGUUUUCCAUCUCGAAUGACAGUGGGAAAGCUCAUCGAGCUACUUGCUGGCAAGGCUGGCGUCAUCAAAGGAGAGUUUCACUAUGGAACAGCUUUUGGCGGGUCUAAGGUAGAAGAUGUCUGCGAAGAAUUAGUGAAGCACGGUUAUAACUAUCUAGGCAAGGAUUGCUUCUAUUCAGGUAUUACAGGAGAACCAUUACAGGCCUACAUUUAUUCCGGUCCGGUCUAUUAUCAAAAAUUAAAGCACAUGGUUCAAGACAAGAUGCACGCUCGUGCUCGCGGACCAAGAGCUGUAUUAACUAGGCAACCGACGGAAGGUCGAUCUAAGGAAGGUGGACUAAGAUUGGGUGAAAUGGAGCGAGAUUGUCUAAUUGGUUACGGAGCCAGCAUGAUGUUGAUCGAGAGGUUAAUGAUAUCCAGCGAUGCAUUCGACGUGGAUGUCUGCAACACGUGUGGUCUAAUGGCUUACAGUGGAUGGUGCCACAGUUGUCGAUCCAGUGCCUGCGUGUCAACAAUAUCCAUGCCUUACGCUUGCAAAUUACUCUUCCAAGAGCUACAGUCGAUGAACAUAGUGCCAAGACUGACCCUGAAAAAUUACUGCGACUGA